AUGCCCACUCCCACGCGCUCCGUCCUUUCCGACUUGGCCCGCCGUCUGGCCUCGUCCUCCUUUUCCGGGGUGUCCCACGCACCGAGUCGGCGCCGGCCGAUUCCACUCGCCCCGCGGGCGUGCGUCCAGCGAGCCACAGCCUCGUUUUCGACGUCGGCUGCGACGAGCACCGCGACGGUCCUCACCGCGCCCAACGGCAGAUCGUGGUCCCAGCCCAGGGGGCUGUUCAUCGGGAACGACUUUGUCGAGAGUGCCGACGGGAGAACUCUGGUCACCGUCAAUCCCUCCAACGAGGAGGACAUCUGCGACGUGUAUGCCGCGUCUGCCGCGGACGUCGACAAGGCCGUCGCGGCGGCCCGCGCGGCGUUCGUGCACCCCUCCUGGAGGCGGAUCUCCGGGACGGAGCGCGGCUACAUGAUGAUGAGGCUCGCCGACAUGGUCGACGCGAACCUGGAGACCCUGGCCACCAUCGAGACCCUCGACAACGGGAAGCCGUACUCGGUGUGCCGCGACGUCGACGUCCCGCACUUCUCCGAGGUCAUCCGCUACUACGCCGGCUGGGCCGACAAGCUGCACGGCCAGACGAUGGACGUCGGGCCGGACAAGCUGGCCUACACGAUCAAGGAGCCCCUGGGCGUGUGCGGCCAGAUCAUCCCGUGGAACUACCCCCUCGACAUGGCCGCGUGGAAGCUGGGACCCGCGCUGGCGUGUGGAAAUACCGUCGUGCUGAAGCUGGCGGAGCAGACGCCGUUGUCGAUGUUGUACGUCGCCAAGCUGGUCAAGGAGGCUGGGUUUCCUCCGGGCGUGGUCAACGUCAUCAACGGGUACGGUCGUGACGCUGGAGCCGCUCUCGCGAGUCACGCUGGCGUUGACAAGAUUGCUUUCACGGGGAGCACGGCUACGGGAAGGGAAAUCAUGAAGCUCGCGGCCGGAAACUUGAAGAACAUCACCCUCGAGACCGGCGGGAAAUCACCCCUGAUCGUCUUCGAGGACGCCGAUCUCGACCAGGCUGCCAGGUGGUCUCACGAAGGGAUUAUGAGCAAUCAGGGACAGGUCUGCACGGCCACGUCCCGGAUCCUCGUGCACGAGGCCGUCUACGAGGCAUUCAUCGAAAAGUUCACCUCCGCCGUGCGCGACAUCUCCGUCGUCGGGGACCCCUUCGAGGAGGCCACCUUCCAGGGCCCGCAGAUCACCAAGGCGCAAUACGAAAACGUCCUGCGAUACGUCCAGACGGCCCGGGACGAGGGCGCCACCGUCGCCAUGGGCGGCCGGCCGGCGCCGCAGGCCUCGGGCAAGGGCUUCUUCGUCCAGCCCACCGUCUUCACGGACGUCGAGACCUCGAUGACGGUCUACCGGGAGGAGAUCUUCGGGCCGUGCGCCGCGGUCGUCAGGUUCGGCGCGGAGGAGGAGGCGCUGGCCAUGGCGAACGACACGACGUACGGGCUCGGCGCGGCGCUGUUCACGAGGGACCUCGCGAGGGCGCACCGCGUCGCGAGGGACGUCGAGGCCGGCAUGGUGUGGGUCAACAGCAGCAACGACUCGGAUUUCAGGGUGCCGUUCGGCGGCGUGAAGCAGAGCGGGAUCGGGAGGGAGCUCGGGGAGGCCGGGCUCGCGGGGUAUUGCAACGCCAAGGCUGUGCAUGUCAACUUGACCGGCAGGUGA
This is a messenger RNA of Colletotrichum karsti, 1662 nucleotides long. Its product is annotated as putative aldehyde dehydrogenase. Gene Ontology annotation, molecular function: oxidoreductase activity, acting on the aldehyde or oxo group of donors, NAD or NADP as acceptor. Lineage: Eukaryota; Fungi; Ascomycota; Sordariomycetes; Glomerellales; Glomerellaceae. The coding region runs from base 1 to 1662 and encodes 553 amino acids. The transcript is spliced from 2 exons. The record is from RefSeq and is a predicted model, not a curated record.